Molecule: messenger RNA, 3171 nt
Organism: Marchantia polymorpha subsp. ruderalis
Lineage: Eukaryota; Viridiplantae; Streptophyta; Marchantiopsida; Marchantiales; Marchantiaceae
Source: the annotation of a GenBank genome assembly
GGGAAAAUUCAAAGUUGAUUUCAAACGAGGAAAUUCGCGCUGGUUCGGAAGUUUGUGACAUACUUUGCCUCGUUUGAGUGCCGACGCGAGGGAGCGAGCGAGAGAGCGCGAAGGAGGAGGGAGGUGCGGGUGAUGGGGCUGAUUCUUCCCGGCUUUUCCAGGCAUCUCCUCGGGUAUAGUUGCCAGGCUCAUGAGGGAUUGAAAUUCCUGAUCUGCCUGAGGUCCCGUAGCUGGUCUGAUUGAGCUCGCUUCGCCUGGCGCGCGCACGGAGCGAGAGUGUUCGAGAGCAUCGGUCGCCACUUCGCCGUAUUCCGAGAAGGAUUCUUGAGGAUUGAAGGCCAGGGAGAUGGAAUUGGAGUUGGAGUGAAAGGCGCCUGCAUUGUCGUGCGAGAGAGCUCGAGGCGGCCGAUUCGUUCUCGUUCUCGAUUCGUUCUCCUUUCUCGUUCUCCUCAGGCUUAGAUAUGCUCUAGGCACUUCGAAGUCUUCAUCAAGACGCGCUUCCUUACGACAUCUGAGAGGUAGUUUGUUUUGGAGGUUACAGGUGCUGGCAUUCGGUCGAGUUUCCAUCCGUAGACGAGCCCCUCCCUCUGAACUGACUCUCUCCCUGCUAGACGAUUUGCGUUCAGCUUGUUCGUUCGUAGGUUCUGAGAACAUCGUUUCUUCAUCUUGUUUUCAUCUUCUAGGACUCCGCUCGUACCUCCUCACUUUUGCUAGACCUAUGCAACGAGGAGCAGGCAUGCUGUCUUGCUCGCACCUUAUGCCUCCCAGUGCCUGUUAGGCCCACAUCUAUGUCGGAGCUCUAGGCAGUUGUGUUGGAGGGGAGGGAAGCAAGGCAGGAGUGUACAGGGUUUGGAGAAGCAGUCUUCACUGAAGAAUGGCUGAGAUGGAAGGGACACGCCUGCGCAAGAGGUCGAGCGUCGGGGGAACUGGAGUCUCGUCUUCUGCAGGGGGGGUAUUGCACACCUCCGGCUCGGGAGAGGAGAUGAGGCGGACCACGAGGGCGGCUUCAAAGAGAGCAGCCAUCGACGAUGCAGCCCGAGUCGCCUGUCCCGUCUCUGGCGUUCAGCAGGCGAAGAAGCGCGCUGCGUUAGCCAAUCUGUCAAAUCUAGCGAGCAUUCCAACUUCUCGCAAUGCGUCUCCCGUGUCGGAGGUUAACGUGAAGAAGCGCGCAGCUCUGGCUAGCCUCUCCAACCAUUCGAAUGUCCCUGUCACCCGCAAUUUUGCUCCUGGUGGUUCUAAGAGCGGCGCAUCCUCUCUAGGUGGUGUUGGGAAGAUAAAGCAGGCAGCUGCGACCUUAUCGAAGAAAGUCGAAGCUGAGCCUGUUGCAGCAUCCAAGAAAGAAGCGGCACAAGAGAAAGCACCGAGCAAAAUCCCAGCUGUUGUUCUCACUCCCGUAGCGGUGGAGGAUCAGGAGAACGUCCCUCCUCAGCCGAUGAAGAAGUCAUCCGAUCUUCAUGCCGAGUUGAAGCCUGGCACUUUCUCUGGCGCUCCUUCGAUUCCAUGUAGCAAAACCGCGGGUACUCAGAGUAACGCAUCAGUUAUUGCAUCUCUUGAAAGAAAGACAUUGGAAAAUCUGUACAUAUCGAGGAAUACCAAGUCUUUGCAUCAUGAGUUCGGUGGUUGGCCCGCUAGUCAGAACUACACGGACAUCGACGGUGACCUUGGUGAUCCUCAAAUGUGUAGUAUCUAUGCCAUAGAUAUCUAUCAGCAUCUGAGAAUGCAGGAGGUGAAGCGAAGGCCAGCAACGGAGUUCAUGGAGAAUUUACAGCAGGAUAUAAACGCAAGCAUGCGGGGAAUUCUGAUCGACUGGCUCGUGGAGGUUGCUGAGGAAUACAAGUUGGUCCCUGAUACCCUCUACUUGACUGUGGCGUAUAUCGAUCGGUUCCUGUCCAACAAUGUGGUGAAUCGCCAGCGCCUACAGUUGCUGGGCGUCUCUUGCAUGUUGAUCGCGGCGAAGUACGAAGAGAUCUGUGCUCCGCAGGUCGAGGAGUUCUGCUACAUCACUGACAACACCUACGCCCGGGAGGACGUGUUGGAGAUGGAGAGGCGAGUGUUGAGUAACUUGCAUUUUGAGCUGACGACUCCAACAACGAAGAGCUUCCUUCGGCGCUUCAUCCGAGCCGCACAAGCAGGCUACCCAGUUCCUGCGCUUCAACUGGAGUUUCUGGGAAACUACUUAGCUGAAUUGACCCUUGUGGAGUACACUUUCCUGCAUUACUUGCCUUCCCUCGUUGCCGCGUCUGCCGUGUUUGUGGCCAAACUUACUCUCGACUCCGACACCAGUCCGUGGAACUCCACUCUGCAGCAUUAUUCUGGUUACCGGCCCUCUGAACUGCAGGAGUGCGUCAGGGAGAUCCACGAGCUGCAGCUGAACUCCAAAAACUGUACACUGCCAGCGAUCAGGGAAAAGUACAGCCAACACAAGUUCAAAUGCGUGGCGAACUUGACUCCUUCUCCCAAGAUUCCUGCAGAGUACUUCCAGGACUUGGAGAUGUAGGAAGGACCGAGCUUAGCCACCUUCGGCUCCGUGUAAAGGGUCGCGAGGAAGUGAAUCGACUACCUCCAAUUCCGAAUUGUGAAUACGAUCUCAGGUCCUUUUUGCCAAGGCGCGACAGCACUCCUACAUUCUGUAUCAUUCUGAUCCUAGGUUACAAAACUCUAAACAUCGGUCAUGACAAGGCGUUUUCAACAUCUUCGAACAGCCUGGAGAGAAGCAUUGUUUUGGUGUAAUCAGCCGGCCCUGGUGAGAAGUUGCGGUGUUCUGCAAGGGUGUGCGAGGGCGUGCAUCUGCAGGAGCUUCCAUUUCAGGUCAUGCCGGAGUUCGUGCUAGUGGGGAAGAAGGAACGAUUCCUUCAUCAUUCGAGCGAUGAUGGCAAUCACCGAGGGUGCAUAGAGGAACGACCGAUGAGUUUAGAUUGAUUAUCCGAGAGUUAAGAUGACAAACUUUUCCGCAACGAAACAGUUGCGGGCGAUUGUAAAUUUGUAGGGACGGCUAAGUAGCAACUUCUGGUGGCAAGGGGGCGGGCCGUUUAUUGAGCCCGACUCGGCUACCACUCUUGACACGCUCAGGACGGAUGCUCUUGCGGUAGAGCAGAAAUAGUAGACGGACGGAAGGAAAAACUUGCCCAUUCAUUGUUUCGGAUUCUUCGCUACGAGAGUACUGGUGAGACA